Messenger RNA from Pygocentrus nattereri (red-bellied piranha), 1170 nucleotides. Its product is annotated as aspartic and glutamic acid-rich protein-like. The transcript has a single exon. The record is from RefSeq and is a predicted model, not a curated record. Bases 1 to 1170 code for a protein of 389 amino acids. Lineage: Eukaryota; Metazoa; Chordata; Actinopteri; Characiformes; Serrasalmidae.
AUGGUUGAGAAUAAGGUUGAGGACCAGUUUGAGGUUGAGGAUGAGGUUAUGGGUAAUGCUGGGGAUACGUUUGAAGCUGAGCACAAAUUUGAGGUUGAGGACGAGGUUGAGGUCAAAGUUGUGGAUGUAGUUAAGGCCGAGGAUGAGGUUAAGGAUAAGGUUGAGAAUGAGGAUGAGGUUAAGGAUAAGGUUGAGAAUGAGGAUGAGGAUGAGGUUAAGGAUAAGGUUGAGAAUGAGAAUGAGGAUGAGGUUAAGGAUAAGGUUGAGAAUGAGGAUGGGGUUAAGGAUAAGGUUGAGAAUGAGGAUGAGGUUAAGGCUAAGGUUGAGAAUGAGGAUGAGGAUGAGGUUAAGGAUAAGGUUGAGAAUGAGGAUGAGGUUAAGGCUAAGGUUGAGAAUGAGGAUGAGGAUGAGGUUAAGGAUAAGGUUGAGAAUGAGGAUGAGGUUAAGGAUAAGGUUGAGAAUGAGGAUGGGGUUAAGGCUAAGGUUGAGAAUGAGGAUGAGGUUAAGGAUAAGGUUGAGAAUGAGGAUGAGGUUAAGGAUAAGGUUGAGAAUGAGGAUGGGGUUAAGGAUAAGGUUGAGAAUGAGGAUGAGGUUAAGGCUAAGGUUGAGAAUGAGGAUGAGGAUGAGGUUAAGGAUAAGGUUGAGAAUGAGGAUGAGGUUAAGGAUAAGGUUGAGAAUGAGGAUGAGGUUAAGGAUAAGGUUGAGAAUGAGGAUGGGGUUAAGGAUAAGGUUGAGAAUGAGGAUGAGGUUAAGGCUAAGGUUGAGAAUGAGGAUGAGGAUGAGGUUAAGGAUAAGGUUGAGAAUGAGGAUGAGGUUAAGGCUAAGGUUGAGAAUGAGGAUGAGGAUGAGGUUAAGGAUAAGGUUGAGAAUGAGGAUGAGGUUAAGGAUAAGGUUGAGAAUGAGGAUGGGGUUAAGGAUAAGGUUGAGAAUGAGGAUGAGGUUAAGGCUAAGGUUGAGAAUGAGGAUGAGGUUAAGGCUAAGGUUGAGAAUGAGGAUGAGGAUGAGGUUAAGGAUAAGGUUGAGAAUGAGGAUGAGGUUAAGGAUAAGGUUGAGAAUGAGGAUGAGGUUAAGGAUAAGGUUGAGAAUGAGGAUGAGGUUGGGCCCACUGAAGAAAUAUCCUGGGCAGCACGGCUGUGUAGUGUGAGAAUAGGGUGCAUGGUGUUGGAGUGA